Messenger RNA from Entrophospora sp. SA101, 315 nucleotides. The record is from the annotation of a GenBank genome assembly. NCBI's taxonomy places the organism in Eukaryota, Fungi, Glomeromycota, Glomeromycetes, Entrophosporales, Entrophosporaceae.
AUGAGUAGUAUAUUAGAGGCCAGGCAUAAACUUUAUCAAAAUCGCACUGAAAUUAUAUACAAAUCACUGAAGUGGUUCUUAAAUACAUUUAGACUUUAUGGGGAAAUGCCACCAGUAUUAAGAUUUCAAUGCACCCAAUCCUUAAUCAAAGCUACAAAAUUCCAGUUUGCCUUUAAUAUCAAUCUUAGAACAGAAUUAUUCAUUAUAAGAAAUCAAUUGAAAGUCCAAUAUAAAGCUAUAAAGGCAAUAUGUGCUGUUGCAAAAAAGAAUUGUUUAGAAGUCAAUGGGUUAUUUUAUGCAGAUCCAGAAGUAUAG